Molecule: messenger RNA, 2397 nt
Organism: Saprolegnia diclina VS20
Lineage: Eukaryota; Oomycota; Saprolegniomycetes; Saprolegniales; Saprolegniaceae
Exons: 3
Coding region: 1-2397 (798 amino acids)
Cellular component (GO): plasma membrane
Molecular function (GO): calcium-activated cation channel activity
Source: RefSeq, a predicted model, not a curated record
AUGUCGUCGGGCAGCGGUGACGAGGCGACGUCGCCGAGCCGCGCGAUUGUCACGAGCAUGAAGAUCUACCUGCCGAUUCUUGUCGUCAGCGUCGGCGCCUUGGAGCUGCUCCGGCGCCGGCACCCAGUCGCAUUUGCCUGCCGCCGGCGCGCCGGCCAUUUGGCAACGUCGCUGGCGAGCGAGUCGUUUGGGUUUCUCGAGUGGGUCGUGCCGGUGGCCAAGGUCUCGGACGACGCGAUCGUCGAGCUCUGCGGCCUUGACGCGCUCGUGCUGCUGCGCUUUCUGCGGCUCGGGCGCAAGCUCGCGACGUGCGGGAUCCUCCUCUCAAUCGUGCUGCUUCCCGUCUACGCCACCGCCGACUGGACAUCGUCGACUCUGGACCUCCUCGACCGCGAAGGCAUCACGGGUCUGAGACCCGGCGACCCGCGUCUCUGGGCGUCGCUCCUGAGCAUGUACGUGCUCUCUCUCUACACGAUGCACUUGCUCUUGGCCGAGUACAAGGCGUUUGUCCGCCGGCGCCACGCCUUCUUGAGCAAGCUGGAUGUGCAGCAGUACUCGGUGGUCAUCAACGACCUGCCGCGGACGCUCCGGACGCGCGAGGCGUUGACCAAGUACCUCAAGUAUCUCUUCCCGACGUCGCUGCAAGCCGUCGUGCUCUCCGUCGAGUGCGGCCACCUCGAAGGCCUCGUGGCGUCCCGCGACCACUUUCGCAUGAAGCUCGAGCACGCCCUCGCAGAGAGCGCGCGGAGCGGCGACCGGCCACUGCACAUUGUCAAGACGCGGGGCACGGCCGUCGACGCGAUCGAGUACUUUGAGCGCAAACUCAAGAGCCGCAACGACGUGAUUCCGAUUGAGAUUGAGACGAUCGAGGACAAGCAGCGCGUUUUGCACGCGGCCAUGACGGACGAGACGCUCAAUGACGCGGCGUGCGUCUCGGACCACCACUACGACGAGGAAGACGAGCGUCAUGACAAUGAUCUGCGGGAGAGCUUGAUCGAGUACCACGCCGAGUGGACGCAGCCGUCGCAGUCGAGUAAGCAGACGCGGUCGCUGCUCAAGAUCAUGCGGCACUCGGCCUUCGUGACGUUCUCGUCGCUGCAGAGCGCGCACAUUGCGCAGCAGCUGCUCCAGACCGAGACGCCGACGACAAUGCUCGUUGAAGCCGCGCCGGCGCCCGCCGACGUGGUCUGGGAGAACAUUGGCGUCUCGCGCAAGGUGCGCAGUACGUGGCAGUACGUGUCCGUGCUCCUGACGACGGCGAUCGUGGUGUUCUGGACGAUUCCAACGGCGGUCGUCGCGUCCUUUGCCAAGGUUGAGAACCUCCGGCAGGUCUGGCCGUCGCUCGACGACGCGUUCGCCGAGCACGGCUGGAUCCUCAGUGUCUUCCAGCAGCUCGCGCCGCUCGGGCUCGUGGCCAUGACGGCGAUUGCGCCGGUCGUCUUCUCGCUUCUCUCGCGCCGCGAAGGCCAUGCGUCCACGGCGUCGGUCGACGCGUCCAUCUUUGUCAAGCUCGGGUACUUUCAGUUCAUCCAGAUCUUCUUCGUCUCGGUCUUCUUUGGCUCGUUCCUGACGAUCGUCGACAACAUCCGCGCGAUCCUCGACAGUCCAUCGAGCAUCAUCAACCUCCUCGGACGCAGCAUUCCCGCCCAAGCCUCGUCGUUCAUGAGCUUCCUCAUCAUCAAGACCGGCCUCAGCCUCUCGCUCGAGCUCCUCCGCGUCGUCCCGUACCUUCUCUCGCGCGUCUACCUGGUCUGCGCGCCGCAGCUCACGAAGCGCGAGCGGUCCAUGCCAUGGUACGGCCUUCGCCCGCUCAAUGAGCCCGGCGAGCUGCAGUACUCGAUGCUCUUGCCCGACUACUACCAAGCUGUGCUGCUCACGUUGACCUUCUCGCCCAUGUCGCCGCUCAUGGCCUACUUUGGCGCGCUCUUCUUUGCGCUCAGCGACGUCGUCUACCGGCGCCAACUGCUCUUCGUGUACGACCCCAACGUGCACACGACGGGCGCGUACUGGCCGCAUUUGUACAGCUUUGUCAUCACCGCGCUCGUCGUAGCGCAAUGCACGCUCCUCGGCGUGCUCUCGCUCAAGCAGGCGCCGGGGCCGGCCACCGCGGCGCUCGUGCUGCCCGUGCUCACACUGCUCUUCCAUUUCCACGUCGCCGCCUUGUACCCGCGCACGGCAGCGAACCUCCCGCUUCUCGAGUGCUGCCGCCUCGAUGUGCUGCGAUCGCCGGGCGCGACGUUUCCACCGACGACGUAUGUGCAGCCGGCGCUACUGGCGCGGGCGCCGCUGCGGGCCGACUACGCCGAGCUCGGAUCCCAAGCGGAGGGACACGCGUCCGACAGCAGCAGCCUCGUCGGCCUCUACGCCGAGUUUAACCGCGACGAGGACAACAUGUAG